CGCCACACCGCUAAACGGUUGGAAUAGUUGUGCAAUAUAGAAGGUUGAUAAACUAAUCUCGCUACCUUUUUUUUGCGAUUGUUUAACUUACAACGACGCGCGGCGGUGCGACGGAGACACCAGAUAUAGCGUACGACUACAUCCCGGAUUGUCCGCAGAUAUAGAAAUCCCCAUUCACCGAUUUUAGUCAGUCGAACGAGAAUAACACAGCGAAAAUGUUGCGUACUCUGUCACGCGUUAGCGAAUUGCCCAUUAUUGUUAAGCAACUGCAAAAACGUUGCCAAACCAACAACGUCAGCGGUUGGAUAUAUAACGUCAACAACAACAAAAGCAGCAACAACAACAUCAUCUGGAAUGGGAGAUAUUCAUCGUCGUUUUUCGGUUUAUUCCAGAAUGCAGCCCAGGCAGGUGUAUCAAAAACCAACAAUUAUGCCACGGAGGCCACGAUUUCAGUGAAUCGGCCCUUCAAGCUGCACCGCCUGGAUGAAGGACCCGCCACGGAAGUCAAGCUGACCAAGGAUCAGGCUCUCAAGUACUACACACAGAUGCAGACGAUCCGUCGGCUGGAAACCGCUGCCGGCAAUCUGUACAAGGAGAAGAUCAUCCGUGGCUUCUGUCAUUUGUACUCCGGCCAGGAGGCCUGCGCCGUUGGCAUGAAGGCGGCGAUGCGGGAUGUGGACAACAUCAUAUCGGCGUACCGUGUCCACGGAUGGACCUACCUGAUGGGCGUCUCACCCAGUGGUGUCCUCGCGGAACUCACGGGCGUCCAGGGCGGCUGUGCGCGCGGCAAGGGUGGCUCCAUGCACAUGUACGCCCCGAACUUCUACGGCGGUAAUGGCAUCGUGGGUGCCCAGGUACCCCUGGGUGCCGGCGUCGGUCUGGCCUGCAAGUACAAGGGCAACGGCGGCAUGUGCCUGGCUCUCUACGGAGAUGGCGCUGCCAACCAGGGACAGGUGUUCGAGGCCUACAACAUGGCCUACCUGUGGAAGCUGCCCGUGAUCUUUGUCUGCGAGAACAACAACUACGGAAUGGGAACCAGCUCGGAGCGUGCGUCCUGCAACACGGACUACUACACGCGCGGUGAUGCCCUGCCCGGCAUCUGGGUGGACGGCAUGGACGUGCUGGCCGUGCGCAGUGCCACCGAGUUCGCCAUCAACUAUGUGAACACCCACGGACCGCUGGUGCUGGAGACGAACACGUACCGUUACUCCGGCCACUCGAUGUCUGAUCCGGGCACCUCGUACCGCACGCGCGAGGAGAUCCAGGAGGUGCGCCAGAAGCGCGACCCCAUCACCUCCUUCAAGGAGCUGUGCAUCGAACUGGGUCUGAUGACCACCGAUGAAGUCAAGGCCAUUGAUCUAAAGGUGCGCAAGGAGGUCGACGAGGCCACCGCCUUCGCCAAGUCCGAUGCCGAGCUGGGCGUGAGCCACCUCUGGACGGACGUCUACUCCAACAACUUGGAGCCCAAGCUGCGCGGCACCAUCGCCUACGAUAUCGAUCACAUCCAGGAACGCAAGGGCGUCAAUCACUAAGUCACCGGGCCAACGAAUCUUCGAAUUCGGGAACUCACAGGAUACAAAAUCGAAGAAAGAAACAAAAGUCAGCAGACGACAGCAAACAGACAACAAACAGAAGAACAUACAGACAGACAGACCAGAAAGACACACAACUCAGACACUUAGACGCAAGCGAAAUCUCUAGAUCUUAAGCCGAAUGUUGAAUGAUGAGAACCCCGUAGACCGGAUCCCCGAAGGACCCACAAACAAGCUUAGCUAAUCGGAGCACUCCAACCACAUCGUAGCGCACCACAUUACUCUGGGGAACUGCAUUGGAUAUUAUAUUGCGAACGUGUUCAGUAAGGAUAAAGCGAGGUGUAAAUUGUUGAAAAUAUACAUACCUAGAAAAAUUAA
Drosophila ficusphila is the source of this 1910-nucleotide messenger RNA. RefSeq names its product pyruvate dehydrogenase E1 component subunit alpha, mitochondrial (gene Pdha). Bases 216 to 1532 code for a protein of 438 amino acids. Gene Ontology annotation, biological process: pyruvate decarboxylation to acetyl-CoA. Gene Ontology annotation, cellular component: intracellular membrane-bounded organelle. Lineage: Eukaryota; Metazoa; Arthropoda; Insecta; Diptera; Drosophilidae. The transcript is spliced from 5 exons. The record is from RefSeq and is a predicted model, not a curated record. Gene Ontology annotation, molecular function: pyruvate dehydrogenase (acetyl-transferring) activity.